Molecule: messenger RNA, 408 nt
Organism: Echinostoma caproni
Lineage: Eukaryota; Metazoa; Platyhelminthes; Trematoda; Plagiorchiida; Echinostomatidae
Source: the annotation of a GenBank genome assembly
AUGGUUUUUCAAAGGCGCUCUAUUUUACUAUUUGUGGACAACGCCCCUUGUUGUAACCACGCCGCAGUAUCCUCCAACGCCAAAUUGGUACGGUUACCUCCGAACUGUUCUUCGAUGUUACAACCAAUGGAUCAGGGUGUGGUUUGGUCUUUCAAAUGUUCGUUUCGGAAACGUUUACUGGAAUAUAUUUUGCCUUUGCUCGAAGAUGAGCAACUUAUCAUGAAAGCCGAGGUGGAUAUUCUCAUGGCCAUGCAUCUGGUCAAAAAAGCUUGGGUGUCCGUGCACCCGCACCUACCGGUCAACGCUUUCAUGAAAGCUGGGUUCAAACCCACAUUGAUUCAGCCGAUGAUGCAGCCACCAGAGGAUAAAUACGAUUUGAUCGAGGACUUUAUUCCUUGUGUCUAUUGA